AUGGCCGCAACCGCCAACGAUUUCAAGUUAGCUGGAGUUGCCGCUGGCUUCACGUUAGGGUUUGGAUUUCUGACAGUCUGGAAUGCCAUAAAACUGACUCGGGCUCACCCAACGCCAUAUAAAAGUCCAUUUUUUAUUAUGGUAUGGGGAGAGAUUUUUGUUAAUCUAGCAAUUGGCAUUAUUGGAUGGCUAUUCCUAGAGCGAGUCAUCCCAGCAGGGAUUCCUGUUUUCUUUACAAUCCUCUUCUUGUGGGCCUUUGAGAUUCACUUUCUCAUGCAAAUUCUCGUAAAUCGAGUUAAGAUUGUGGCACCAAAGAAAAGCAGAGUACUGGCGGUCAGAUGGUGGACGGCUGGGAUCAUUACCCUGAUUAAUAUUGCGGUCUUCUGCAUCUGGAUUCCAGCGCAUCUAGAUCCGCCUCCUUCCCAAAUGUAUGUGACGGUGAACAAAUAUUGGGACCGUAUCUCGAAGAUUUUGAUCUUGCUCGUGGAUGCCGCUUUGAAUAUCUGGUUUACACAAAAUGUGAAAAGACGGCUGAUUAAACAACACGGCCUGUCCAAAUACGUAUCUUUGUUUCAAUUCAACGCUCGUUUGAUAGUAUUGUCCGUUUGCUUGGACGGCCUCCUCAUCGGACUCAUGUCACUCCCUAACCCGCUUGUCUAUAUCCAGUUCCAUCCGGUAGUAUAUAUGGCAAAGCUCAACAUCGAGCUCUCAUUGUCAGAGCUCUUGAAGGAUACUGCACGGUUUCCUGUUGUUGGAAAUGCAGUACUCACCAGCAACCGAGGGGCGCCUCAGUUCUGGUGCUCUGUGCUGCCCACCGAUGGGUAUGCUCUACAAGAUCGGAAGCACACGGGCUCUGAAACCCAGAUGCCUCACAUGGAUUACCAGCCGUACACUGAGGGUCGCAUUCUCAAAACAACGGAUGUCCAGGUGGUUGUUGAAUGA
This is a messenger RNA of Aspergillus alliaceus, 942 nucleotides long. RefSeq lists its product as uncharacterized. Lineage: Eukaryota; Fungi; Ascomycota; Eurotiomycetes; Eurotiales; Aspergillaceae. The transcript is spliced from 3 exons. The record is from RefSeq and is a predicted model, not a curated record. The coding region runs from base 1 to 942 and encodes 313 amino acids.